Fopius arisanus is the source of this 1011-nucleotide messenger RNA. RefSeq names its product vacuolar protein sorting 60 (gene Vps60). Gene Ontology annotation, biological process: vesicle budding from membrane; late endosome to vacuole transport via multivesicular body sorting pathway. Gene Ontology annotation, cellular component: multivesicular body. Bases 111 to 776 code for a protein of 221 amino acids. The transcript is spliced from 3 exons. NCBI's taxonomy places the organism in Eukaryota, Metazoa, Arthropoda, Insecta, Hymenoptera, Braconidae. The record is from RefSeq and is a predicted model, not a curated record.
AUUAUUAUUAUCGAAUAACUGUCGUUGGGUUUGACAUUUCUCUCGUUGGAUUUGAUAUUUCUUGUCGUUGGAGGACUAUUUUGUUGAGGUGAAAUUAUAUUUUUCACGAGAUGAACAGACUUUUUGGACGUGCUAAACCCAAGGAACCUGGCCCCAGCCUCACUGAUGUCAUCGCUGGGGUCGAUGGACGAGCAGACACAGCAGAGAAAAAGGUUCAGCGUCUGGAUGCAGAAUUGAAAAAGUACAAAGAUCAGCUGGCCAAGAUGCGAGAUGGUCCAGCUAAGAAUGCAGUAAAGGCCAAAGCCAUGAGAGUCCUGAAACAGCGAAAAAUGUACGAGGGACAAGUGGAGAGUCUCAGACAGCAAGCUUUUAACAUGGAGCAAGCAAAUUACGCGACUCAGACCCUCAAGGACACCCAGAUCACAGUGGCUGCGAUGAAGGACGGGGUGAAGCAGAUGCAGAAGGAAUUCAAGAACAUCAAUAUCGAUCACAUCGAUGAUAUGCAGGACGAUCUGGCUGAUAUGCUAGAUCAGGCUGAUGAGGUGCAGGAGGCACUGGGGAGGAGCUAUGGAAUGCCGGAGAUUGAUGAUGAUGAGCUUGAGGCUGAGCUCGAUGCCCUCGGGGAUGAUUUGGCCCUGGACACUGAUGCCUCGUACCUGGAUGAUGCUAUUACUGCACCCAAUGCUCCAGAUAAGGAGCCUGGUGCCAGUUCUGUGAGAAACAAGGAUGGAGUUUUGGUGGAUGAGUUUGGCUUGCCGCAGAUCCCAGCGACUUAAGAAAGUCUAAUUGAUCCAGCAAUUCAUGGUGAUUUAGACCUCCAAAGAAGCCCCUGAGGAGUCUGCAAUCAAAACGCUUUAAUAUAUAUUAAAAUAACGUAAAGUAAAUUUUUUAAUGACACCUCAGCUUCGCGCAAAUACCAUCGAAAAUUUAUCCUGAGUAUUCGUUAAUUAUUAUAAUUUUUCAAUAUUACUGGAAUAUCGUGUAUUUGAGGAGAAUAAAUAACUAACAGGA